AUGCAUCUCUUUUCUAUGCAAUCCCACACUCAGCCAAAAUGCACUCAAUGCAAGCAUUCUGAACUUAAUAAAUCAACCAAGAAUAGCAAAAUGUCUUCCAAAUCUAUGGCAUCUUUACGCAAGUUCUUCAUCAAGUCUAAAGACCGUCUUCGAUCCAACUUGUCUUCGGUGCCUUAUUUCACUCCCAAGUCCGAUACACACACCAGCUGUUGUACUUCUUAUGUGUCUUCUACAUCAACAGUAACCUCUUUCAUAACCUGUCAGUCUGGAAUCUCCGAGGAUCAAGUCUCGUCGCGUCCUUUAUCACAGAAAUCACUAGAGUUGGAGUCCCUUAUAUUCGAUCAUCCCUCAGUGACUCUUCGGAUCAGCUUGACACCCACUUCUUUUUGUCAAUACAUUUGCCAGUGUCAAUGGACUCAGCAAAGCAAGAGAUACAGUUUAUCCACCCUGAAACUCUUGCUCUCUGCACCAAUCCUAGUUUCUAGUCUAUUAGCCUCAAUCGUUUAA
This is a messenger RNA of Phycomyces blakesleeanus NRRL 1555(-), 507 nucleotides long. RefSeq lists its product as hypothetical. The transcript has 2 exons. The record is from RefSeq and is a predicted model, not a curated record. Bases 1 to 507 code for a protein of 168 amino acids. NCBI's taxonomy places the organism in Eukaryota, Fungi, Mucoromycota, Mucoromycetes, Mucorales, Phycomycetaceae.